This is a messenger RNA of Dacryopinax primogenitus, 882 nucleotides long. Its product is annotated as NADP-binding protein. The coding region runs from base 1 to 882 and encodes 293 amino acids. NCBI's taxonomy places the organism in Eukaryota, Fungi, Basidiomycota, Dacrymycetes, Dacrymycetales, Dacrymycetaceae. Gene Ontology annotation, molecular function: oxidoreductase activity. The record is from RefSeq and is a predicted model, not a curated record. The transcript is spliced from 2 exons.
AUGUGUGGAUUCAAGGCUUUUGCUGUUGCCGGUGCUGGAGACAUCGGUCGAUUUAUUCUUGAGGAGCUCGUUCGUCAUGUUGCAGAUGACAGCGUAACGACUAUAGUCGCGCUUACGCGCUCGAGCACGGGAUACGAUGAUUUGGAAGCGAAGGGAAUUGUGUUCAAGACAGUCGACUACUCGGAACCUACCACUCUGGUCUCUGCUCUCCAGGGCAUCGACGUUGUCAUCUCCGCCAUUACUCACAAUGCCCUUCCCGCCGAGUUCCCCUUGGCAGAUGCAGCUAAGGCUUCCAGAGUCAAGCACUUCGUCCUCUCCGAGUACGGCAAUCCAUCGAAUGGCAAAACCUACGGCAUGUUCGAAUUGAAGAACCGCGUCCGGCAGUAUCUCAUCGCACUCGACCUCCCUUACUCGCAGUUCUUUACUGGCAUAUUCCCCGACUGGUGGUUCGACCAUCGUCCUGAGUGGGGCUUUGACCUGCCCAACGGGAAGGCCGUGGUAGGCGGUUCGGGGAACGUGCCUAUUUCAUGGACUGCUAGGCCUGACAUUGCCCGCUACAUGGUGUACAUCCUCACCCAUCUGUCGCCUGCAGAGCAGAGGAACAAGGCAUUUGCGAUGGAGGGCGAGAGGAAGACGAUCAACCAGGUGUUGGAAGAGUAUCAAGCACGCACUGGCAAGCAGCUCGAGAUCACCUACGAAUCAAAGGAGUUCUUGGAGAAGCAAGUCAAGGAGCACCCGGAUGACUUCGAAAAUGGACUUGUUCGGAUGCUGCGCCUGGAGUUCGAAAGGGGCGAAGGACAGACGGGGUCACCGGAGGAGGUCAACAAGUAUUGGCCUGAUUUCAAGCCUGCGAAGGUCAUCGACGUUAUCCCUAGCCUCUAG